Molecule: messenger RNA, 1026 nt
Organism: Penicillium angulare
Lineage: Eukaryota; Fungi; Ascomycota; Eurotiomycetes; Eurotiales; Aspergillaceae
Product: ArsA family ATPase
Exons: 2
Coding region: 1-1026 (341 amino acids)
Biological process (GO): post-translational protein targeting to endoplasmic reticulum membrane
Cellular component (GO): GET complex
Molecular function (GO): ATP hydrolysis activity; ATP binding
Source: RefSeq, a predicted model, not a curated record
AUGUCCUCCUCCGCCGUCGUCCAAAGCGACGAUCUCGACAUGGAGCCUACGCUCCAGUCGAUCAUCAGCCAAAAAACCCUCCGCUGGAUCUUUGUCGGCGGCAAAGGUGGUGUGGGUAAAACCACCACCUCCUGCUCGCUGGCCAUCCAGCUUGCCAAAGCCCGCAAAUCCGUCCUCUUAAUCUCCACCGAUCCUGCCCACAAUCUUAGCGAUGCCUUCGGACAGAAAUUCGGAAAGGAAGCCCGUCUGAUUGACGGAUACGACAACCUAAGUGCCAUGGAGAUCGAUCCCAAUGGCAGUAUCCAGGAUCUCCUGGCUAAUGGAGAUGGACAGGAUGACGCUAUGGGCGGAAUGGGUAUGGGCAACAUGAUGCAGGACCUGGCGUUCAGCAUUCCUGGUGUUGAUGAGGCUAUGUCCUUUGCCGAAGUCCUGAAGCAGGUGAAGUCGCUUUCAUACGAGGUUAUUGUUUUCGAUACCGCGCCCACUGGACACACUCUGCGCUUCCUGCAGUUCCCCACAGUUCUUGAGAAGGCCCUAGCGAAGUUGUCUCAGCUCUCAACACAGUUCGGCCCCAUGCUGAACUCUAUUCUGGGUGCGCGCGGAGGUCUGCCUGGUGGACAGAAUAUGGAUGAGAUCUUGCAGAAGAUGGAGUCGCUGCGGGAGACUAUUGGCGAGGUCAACACACAGUUCAAGAACCCGGACAUGACAACCUUUGUUUGCGUGUGUAUUGCGGAGUUCCUGUCGCUUUAUGAGACCGAGCGCAUGAUCCAGGAGUUGACUAGCUAUGGCAUUGAUACCCACUCCAUUGUUGUGAAUCAAUUGCUGUUCCCCAAGGAUGGAAGCAGCUGUGACCAGUGUAAAGCCCGGAGAAAGAUGCAGAAGAAAUACCUUGAGCAGAUUGAGGAAUUGUACGAGGACUUCAACGUGGUCCGCAUGCCUCUAUUGGUGGAAGAAGUCCGCGGAAAAGAGAAGCUGGAGAAGUCAGUUCACCCCCUUUACCCUAUACCCAUUGAUGACUUGUUAUGA